Molecule: messenger RNA, 6935 nt
Organism: Danio aesculapii
Lineage: Eukaryota; Metazoa; Chordata; Actinopteri; Cypriniformes; Danionidae
Gene: dyrk1b
Product: dual-specificity tyrosine-(Y)-phosphorylation regulated kinase 1B
Exons: 11
Coding region: 1961-4462 (833 amino acids)
Biological process (GO): peptidyl-serine phosphorylation; positive regulation of DNA-templated transcription; peptidyl-threonine phosphorylation
Cellular component (GO): nucleus
Molecular function (GO): protein serine/threonine kinase activity; protein serine/threonine/tyrosine kinase activity; transcription coactivator activity
Source: RefSeq, a predicted model, not a curated record
AACAAUCCUCAUUGCAGGGUGUGGAUCCAGUGCCGGCCAGAGAGGCUCGACAACAAGAAGUGAAAACAGGCACGCAGAGAGUAUGACUUGAGACUGGCUUAAAAAGAACGACUUUUUUUUGUUUGGAGGAAAACAAAACAUCGAGGAGACGCUUUAAAAACCGAGAGGAGCUUUACGGUUGGGUUUGAGAUCUCAAAGCGGGAGUAAACGAAUCUGCGAAAAGUGCACGCGGAACUGCACAGGGUCGCGAUCGCGGUGACAGCUCAGGAUGGAAGUAACGUCAAAUGUUUCAGCUUUGGCAGUUGAUGUUUUUCGCGAAAACGCUUUGAGUUGUGCUUUCAUGGAAAGUUAAAGCAAAUUUGUCAGUCGCGAACCGAAAGCUCUCUGUUGUUCUUUGAGGCGACUUGACAGCGCACGGUUGGACGACGCCGUGUAAAAACCGAACUUUUCAGUGAGUUUUCACUGCUUGACUGGGACGAUUGGAUAGUUUGGACUUAUUUCUGGAUAUCCCUUUUCCCAUUCUGUUUUUCAAUGCCAAGCACAUUCGCACAACGGAAAAAUCUUUUGACAGAACUGAAGAGGUUGUGCGUUUGCAGGCGCAGUCUGCUCGUUUGACGUUUGCGCUCUUCAGUUGAGACUGAAUUUGAUCUACAUUGUAUUGUGAAACGGUAUCAUAGUGAAAUCGGCAAGUUUUUCUUCUCUUGUCCAGUAGUUGUGCAUUUUUGUGUGCCUGUAACUUGCACUUCAGCACUUUGACUCGUCGUAGUUGUGUGCAUGCACGUGUUUGUUUUGAUCCUGCAGCCCACGAGAACAUUUAUCAUAAGCUAUAGAUUGUUGUCGCCCGUUGUCUUGGGCUUCUGGCUCCCUCCUCCCCUUUUUUGGACUUGCCAGCGAAUAAGGUCACCUGUACACCUGCAGACUUCGCCAGUUGCAUUCAAGGGGCAAGGGGAACUCAAUUUUUUUGUUUUUUCCCUCAAGGAAGUCACAGAUAUCUUUCUUACCUGGAGCUGCAUUUGUUGUACUAAUCAGGAUUAAGACUAUAACCGAGGAAAGUGGCGGCACAACCAUUGUUGCCAAGCACACCUGCCUUUUUUGACUAAUUUAAGCUACUGUAGGAAACCUAGACAGAAUAUAAGAAACGCCUGCUAUUUUUAGCGAGAGUGAUGGGGUAAAUGGUGUUGAAAAUUGAGACCCCCACCCCCACCCUAAAGGCUACCAACACUUCCAGGUUUAGCUCUGGUUUCCUUGUCAGCUGCUGAAUUAUCGGGAUUGGAAAAUUGUGGGGGGUCCUGUCUCAACAAGGAUCUCGAUUUUAUUUUACUUUUGUGAACAUUUUGUCCAAACGUUAUUGUAAUUUUAUCAAAUGGAAUCCACUCGGUAUUGUGGGACAAUGAAUCUAGAUACAGUACAAGUAAAGCAAACUUUAGUAACCAAAUAAGCUCAUCCCCUUAUAAACAGAGAAAUCUAUCUAUAUGUGUGUGUGUUGCAGAGUAUAUAUAUAUAUAUAGCUCUAUAAAGUAUAUAAGACGAACAUAGUUUGAAUAUGUAUAUUUUUAUGCCAAAAGUGAGCAUUGUUGCCUGAAACCCAAUCCAUUGCCUUAGAAUAUUAUAGUAAUAAAGGGAAUAGCAAGGACAGAAACGAAACGGUGUUUGAAAUAACUAAAUGGUGCCUUUUUCGUUCAUCGGUUUCUUCUGUCUGUCACUUCAGGAUUUCGCAAGUAAUUGAAAGAUAUUUUUGUGCUUAAAUUUAAAUCCUAAUCUUUAUAACCUGCCUUUACGGUUCAAACUUGAGUUUAGUUACCAUUGGAUGUACCCUACUGGAUUAUUUACUGAAGUAAUAGGCAUGUGCAAAGGAUUCUACACUUGAUGUCAGUGACUUUUUCAGUACUUUUUGGGAUUCCCAGCAAACUUGGUUAGACUCAUUCUUUGGAUAUCACGGGCCAACGCAUAAGCUUUUCAGAUGGUGAUCACUUCGUCUGUGGAGGAGAAGCCCCAGCCUUCUAACAGAAUGGUCGCAAAUUUGCCGACCGAAUCCUGGAUUGGCAGUCCAGAUCAGAAUCGCUUCUUACCACAGUCACACCUGCUACGGAAACCGGCAAGAAGUGGAAGCAGCUCAGGAUGCAAGCCCCCCUCCUCUACCCUCUGCCAGCCUGCCGCCUUGGGCUUCUCCCCCGCUGAGCCAACCAUGUCGAGCCAGCACAGCCACCCCUCCUUCAGUAACAUCCACUCCAUGGCCGACCAGCAGCAGGUGCUGUCAGAUAUGACCAUCCUGCAGAGGAGGAUUCCCCCAAGUUUUCGAGAUCCCGCCAGCGCCCCGCUACGAAAACUCUCAGUCGAUCUCAUCAAGACAUACAAGCACAUCAAUGAGGUGUAUUACACGAAAAAGAAACGGCGAGCCCAGCAGGUUCCUCCUGAAGACUCCAGCACCAAAAAAGAGCGCAAGGUGUACAACGACGGCUAUGACGACGACAACUACGACUACAUUGUGAAGAACGGGGAGAAGUGGCUGGACCGCUACGAGAUCGACUCACUUAUUGGCAAGGGCUCAUUUGGACAGGUGGUGAAAGCCUAUGACCACCACGAGCAGGAGUGGGUGGCCAUCAAGAUCAUCAAGAACAAGAAAGCCUUCCUGAACCAGGCCCAGAUCGAGCUGCGGCUUCUUGAGCUCAUGAACAAACAUGACACCGAGAUGAAGUACUACAUAGUCCACUUAAAGAGGCACUUCAUGUUCCGUAACCACCUGUGCCUGGUGUUUGAGCUUCUCUCCUACAACCUGUACGACCUCCUGCGUAACACCAACUUCCGCGGCGUCUCGCUCAACCUGACGCGCAAGUUCGCUCAGCAGCUGUGCACGGCGCUGCUCUUCCUGGCCACACCCGAGCUCAGCAUCAUCCACUGCGACCUCAAGCCGGAGAACAUCCUACUCUGCAACCCCAAGCGCAGCGCCAUCAAGAUUGUGGACUUCGGCAGCUCCUGCCAGCUAGGACAGAGGAUUUACCAGUACAUCCAGAGCCGGUUUUACCGCUCUCCAGAGGUGUUACUGGGCAUGCCGUAUGACCUGGCUAUAGACAUGUGGUCUCUGGGCUGUAUCCUGGUGGAGAUGCACACGGGCGAACCGCUCUUCAGUGGCUCCAAUGAGGUGGACCAGAUGAAUAAAAUAGUUGAGGUGCUGGGGGUCCCGCCCAACCAUAUGCUGGAUCAGGCCCCUAAAGCACGCAAAUACUUCGACAAGCUGUCCGACGGCCUCUGGACCGUCAAGAAGAACAAGGACAUUAAGAAGGUACUUUAUCCUUCGGCCUCUGAAUAUAAACCACCGGCCACGCGACGAUUGCAUGAGAUCCUGGGGGUGGAGACGGGAGGUCCGGGUGGGAGGCGAGCUGGAGAACAGGGUCAUGCACCCUGCGACUACCUGAAGUUCAAGGACCUGAUCCUGCGUAUGCUGGACUAUGAUCCCAAGACGCGCAUCACGCCCUUUUACGCGCUGCAGCACAACUUCUUUAAGAAGACGACGGACGAGGGCACCAACACCAGCAGCUCCACCUCCACCAGCCCUGCCAUGGACCACAGCCACUCCACCUCCACCACGAGCUCUGUCUCCAGCUCUGGUGGAUCUAGCGGUUCUUCCAAUGACAACCGAAAUUACCGGUACAGCAACCGGUACUACAACAGCGCAGUCACUCACACAGACUAUGAGAUGCAGAGCCCACAAGCUCCGUCUCAGCAGCAGCUGCGCAUCUGGCCAGGAGGGGACAGCAGCAUGGGUCAGCUGUCCAACAGCGGCAGCGACUCCUCCUACCCGCAGCUGCUGUUGCACAAGCCGGCGGCCACGCAGCACUCGCGCCACUUCCUGGGCAACAUCGGGGGCAUGAUGGAGCCGCACCACCCUCACCCCAUCUACGGCAGCCACCACAGCAACGGCAGACAGCUCCGACAGCAGCAGCAGCAGCAGAACCAGCCGCAGGGCCAGGCCUCGCAGGGCCAGCAGGGCACGGCGCUGAUGCCCGUCUCCUCCCCGCAGAUGCAGGACAGCAUCGAGCUCAGCCUCACCCACCACCACCACCUGGGUCAGUCUUCCAUCAUGCAGCCGCCCCCGUCGAGCUUGGACUCCAGUCAGUACGGCUCCUCCAACCUCCACCUGGGCCUCUCUGCCUUUCGGACUAGGACAGUCAUGGCCCCCCAGCAGCCCCCUUCCGCUUCCCAGCAACAGUUGCCCCAGGCCCCGGCCUCCCAGGACAGCAUGGUCGCUGCCUCCGGUUUGGGAUACAUCCCUCCGUGCUACGCCGGCAGCAACAACAAUAACAACCCGCCGCAGGGAAGCGUGGGAGUAGGGGCGAUGCUCACCGGGGGGCCUCCGCCCAGAGGAGUGGGUGGAGCAGGGGGGCGGCCGGACUCUGAGGAGUCCUCCAUGAUGGCAGUGUGCGGCAGCGGGAGUGGGAGCGGUCAGAGUGCAGCCAACUCUUGAUAAAUCUUGAACAAAUUCCAAAAGCCAUACGAAAAUUUUAACGACAACAUUACAGUGACAAAAAGCGCCACACACACACACACACGACACAUAGUAAACAUAUGACACGAACAUAUAUACACACACACACAGACGCGCGGCCACACAUGACAGAGAAAAACUUGUGAAAUAUCAGACAGGUUUUGUUUUGUUUUUUGGUUCGUUGUUUUGGUUUUGCAUGGGGAGAAGGUCAAGGGAGGGAUUUGAGACUCUUUUUAUGGUUAUGUUUGUUUUUCUUUGACGGAAAGGGCGGAGCUGUGUGAGCAGAAGGUUUCAGAAUGUUUCUUUUAACCAUUCUUAUGUUUGAUUUUUAUGUGAUUACAGGUUUGCAGCGAGAGAUUUUUAUUUGGCGUUUUGUUUUUGGAUGAAGAGAGGAGAGUUUUGGGUUGAAAAAAAUUGAAUGUUUUUGUCGAGACGACAGCAGCGGGAGAGAGAGAGAGUACCUUAUGCUUUUUUAAGGAAAUAUUUUUGGUUUGUUUUUGUUGUUUUUUUUUCCUGAGGUUUUGCCGUAAUUGUACAUUUUUAAUUUAUUAAGAAUCACUACGUGAGGAGAGAGAAAUGGGAUUAGAAAGAGAGCUAAAUUGAGAGGUGGGUAUUAUUUCGGGUUUGUUUAUUUAUUCAAUGUUUUAUUUAUACAGUUGUUUUUUUCUUCUUUUUUCGGUCAGAAAGAUACUUAUGCAUAGAAAACAACAAACAAACUGGGUUUGAGUUUUUCCUUUUCUUUCUUGGCUUCGUUUUGGUCGCUUUUUUUCUAGUGGAGCGUAACACAUGCACACCCACGAGACAUACACUCACACAUUUUUGUUACUUUUUUUUAAUGUUUCCAGUCUUUAUCUCGCUUGACACACUGGCUUAUAUAUCUCAAACUAUGAAACAAAUCCUUACGAAUGAAAUAAAGCAAAUGACAGAAACUGUUUUUAGUCGCCACACAGUGAGAAACACCAACUAACAACUAGAGGAGGAGGCUGAACCAUGAGCCGCUUUCACGAGGAGAGGGGGAACGUAACUCGACUUCACAUAAAGGAGGAAGUGAUACAGGAAAGUCUUGAAAAACAUCAAAACAUUUUGCCAGAAGGAAAACCAAAAUGCUUCCCUGUUGUUCGUUUAAAAAAAAAAAAUAGUCUGCCUUCUUCACCAUCUCACUAGACUCUCUCACCCCUCUCUUAUGCUUUGGUUUCUUUCUCUCCUUCUUCUUUGUUUUGGACAGAAUACUAUGAAAGCGUUAACACAUUUGUAUUAACUCUGGAUAUGCUAAGCCAAAUCUUGCUGUAGCUCUCUCUCUCUUUCUCUCUCUCACUUUAUUUUCUUAUCUCAUGUUUGUGUUGGAAGGAAGAGUCCGGGGCGAGAUUUAGCAGGAGGGCGCAAUACUUCAGUACGAAGGGACACUGUCACGCCCUCCUGACUGCGGCCCCUCCCACUCUGACUUCAUUUCCCCGCCUCUCAUUUUGCUUUCUGUCCCGUCUUUAUUCUCCCCCUCCUCCCCUUCCUCCUUCACAACACUCUGUGAGUGCUGUUUGCCAUCAAGUCAAAAAAAGUGAACUACUUCUCUCUCGGCUGCUAUCUCCACUCUCAACCAUGUUCGGAUUGCUGCUAAAGAAAACAGACAGAUAAAUAAAUAAAUAAAUGAAAUAAAUAAAUAAAUAAAAAUGAGAACUUUUUAACCCUCCUGCUUCAGAAAAAUGAAAAAUAAACCACUGCAUCUCAUGUAUUUAUUACUAUUUAACAAAGAAAAAACAAGAAAAAUCUGUUUUCUGCUGUUUUUUUGUUUGCUUUCUUUCUUGGUACAGGUUAAAGCUUGACAUUUAUAUUAUGUAACGGAAACAUGGUAUUAAUUAAACAAGUGCCUCGAUUAUAUUGGUCAGCCACUGGACGGGAUUGAACAGAAGAGGAUUGUAGGAGUUUGAUCAAGGUUUAUAAUAUGUAAAGCUGAAACUCGAGCCUCAUGCAACUGUGUAGACAAACAAAACCCAACACCAUUCAGACGUCAUGUGAGAACUUCAUAUUGGACGCAAGCCUCAUUCAGUAUGACUGACCAAUACCAUAUAUAAAUACAUAUAUAUAUAUUUAAUUAACUGAUGACAUCCUCAUCCAUUGUAAUCUGUGUACAUAGCAUCCAUGCAUCAUCCAGUUAACGUUAAAGCAAAGUUAGGGUGAAAUGUCAUUUUUCAAGGUUAAUGACUGGGAUUCGAACCUGCCACCUUCCAGGCGUCUGGAAACUGCAAACUACCUUACUCUGCUCAGAUCAGUGAUGAUGACUGCUGUCCUUUUUGUUCUUGAUAACCAGUUUUAAACACAACAAUCUUGUAAUUGGCCUCACUGGCUUCUUUACUUUGUCAUUUCUUUCAACGUCAUCCUUCAUGAGAACAUACUGUCUGAAGUAUUCUGAUAUCAUCAGUUUUUUGGUUUCUCUAUUAAAGAGAGAGUUGCCUCUGUA